Messenger RNA from Asparagus officinalis (garden asparagus), 852 nucleotides. RefSeq lists its product as uncharacterized. The record is from RefSeq and is a predicted model, not a curated record. NCBI's taxonomy places the organism in Eukaryota, Viridiplantae, Streptophyta, Magnoliopsida, Asparagales, Asparagaceae. The transcript is spliced from 3 exons. The coding region runs from base 157 to 852 and encodes 231 amino acids.
UCGAGGAUUUAAGGCACGUGGGGGGGAAAUUCAAGGAGCUAAGGCUAAUGCAUAGGUCCAAACGUCUCGUGAAGAAAUAGAGGCGAGAGGUUCCACUAAUCAUCAAUCCUCUAAUAGAACAGGUUGAAGCUAGAACGAAAUCGGAUUCUGAGGACGAUGUUCCUUCAUAGUUCAUCCCGACUUUGUGUUAGAUCGCGCUCCGGACCCAGCAUAAAUGUUGAGGACGCUCCUGUUAACCCUGUUGUUUCAACUACAGCUGCAGUUACUGUUAAUGCGAGUAUUGAGAUCAAAACCAUUCUCAACACCUCUUCUAAAGCUGAAGCUAAUCCCAGUACUGUUGUUGAAACUAAAACAACCAUGGAUGCAACAGUUAUUGGAGCUAGGAUUGAUCAUGAUGUUGUGGUCGGAACUGAAGCUGAAGCAACUGCCAGUGUUAUGCCAACUAUCUCUAUCGCUUCAACGAAAAUUUUAGAUCCAGGGUUGAAUGUGGUCAUUGCUGCUCCCACCACUCUUAUUACUGCUACCGCAACUGUUGCUACUACUAUUUUCACGUCGUCGUUGGUCUUCACCGAAACAAUGGCUUCUUCUACGGGUCAAUCAGAAGUGUAUCUGCAGCAGAGGGAUGACUCUUUGUUUGAGCUUGAUCGCCAAUUGCUUGAAAAGAAGCAAAGGGUAAAAGAGAUUGAAGGGGUAGGCGAGAAGUUAUCCAGUGAGAACAGAAAGAUUGCUAAUGUUGAACGUAAUAAGCAGCGUCAGACCAAAUCUUAUAAGACCAUGCUUGCUGACCUUCAGACCAAACUUGAAGAGGCAGAGGAGGAGUUGAAGGGCAUGAGGAAGUGCGGCAAACACUAG